AUGCAUUUACCCAUUUGGCUUUUCUUUUCCGUGACGAGCAUGAUCCACCAGAAUCAAGCCGGAAAAAUGGACGGGCCCUUUGCAAUCAUUCCUUGCAAAGGCGAUGAUGUAUUAUUAUGCGUGAGACACAAGUAUGGGAUAUAUGACGAAUUGGCAGGACACCAGGACAUGAGGGCGAUAAAGGCGCCCUUGAUCCCCGGACAUCCUUCCCAUCACUGCAAUGAGGUCAAAAUCACCAAUUCGGUCGCCACCGGGGCAUAUUGUUGCCCUAACAGAGUCCCUUGGAAAUUGAAUGCUGCACGCGAUGUUGGUAGAGUUGCACGGGAUGUUGGUAGAGUUGCACACUUCGCUCUGGUCCGGAACCCAUCCUUCGACCUACCUGCCACUGAUUUAUCACAUGCACCCCAGUUUCUUCUUGUAAACAGCGCCGAUUUGAAGAAAGAAUGCCAGCCACGUCGGACAGAGUGGUUUCAGUCCCCAGGCCACAACUAA
Puccinia triticina is the source of this 492-nucleotide messenger RNA. RefSeq lists its product as uncharacterized. The record is from RefSeq and is a predicted model, not a curated record. Lineage: Eukaryota; Fungi; Basidiomycota; Pucciniomycetes; Pucciniales; Pucciniaceae. The coding region runs from base 1 to 492 and encodes 163 amino acids. The transcript is spliced from 2 exons.